AUGAACCACCUGCGCCGCAUCGAGCACGCGGCUGACACGCCCGAGCCGGCGCCCGCCGCCGUGGACGCGUUCGAGUUCGAGCCGCCGGCCAGCGACCCGACCCACGAGGAGGAGCAGCGCCGCCGCGCGCCCUACGACCCGGCGCUGCAUAACGAGGACCAGAAACAGGUGGCGGACAUGGUGCAGUGGGCCUGGAAGGGCUACUCCACGUACGCGUACGGCCACGACUCGCUCAACGUCAAGACGUACAAGGGCACGGGGCUGCCGGACCACGACAUGGCGCUCACGCUCGUGGACGCGCUGGACACGCUGUACCUCGUGGGCAUGUUCGACGAGUUCGACCGCGCGAGCGAGUGGGUGGCCAACAACAUGGAGCAGCGGAUCUUUCUGAGUGGGUUUAUCAGCUUCUUCGAGACGACGAUCCGUCUCAUGGGAGGACUGCUGUCGUCCUACUACAUGUCGGGCCAUGUGCACUUGCUGACGAUUGCGAACAAGCUGGGAAGCGCGCUGUCGCCCGCUUUUGAGGUGUAUGAGCACGGCAUCCCCCCGAAGGACUUUGAUAUCGUGACUAAGCGGACACGAGCUGACCCGUCGUUGGCGGAAGUGGGCACGCUGCAGAUAGAGUUCAAGUAUCUCGCCCGGCUCACGGGGUACUCCAAGUACCAGGAGCAAGUGGAUCGCAUUUCCGACUCGGUAGGGCUUGCGAAUUUGGAGGAAAAGUACACGAACGGCCUCUUGCCUGUUCAAAUCAACCAACAGAGUGGAAAGAUCAUCACUUCGAAGGUCACAUUGGGUGCCAACGGUGAUAGCUACUACGAGUACCUGCUCAAACAGUGGCUGUUGUCGGGCAAGAAGGACGAUAAGUUCAAGACGCAGUACAUGACAGCGGUGGACGGAAUCAUGGACAAGCUCUUGGGCACAUCAAAGCCCAAGGGACUUGUGUUUAUUGGUGAGCUGGUCUAUGGCAAGUUUGAGCCCAAGAUGGACCACCUGGUGUGCUUUGUGCCGGGUAUGCUGGCCCUUGGAUACAUGAACGGUAUGCCGGAAGAGCACCUCACGCUCGCGAAACAGCUCAUGGAGACUUGCUACCAAAUGUAUGCGCAAAUGGAAUCCAAGCUCGCCCCCGAAAUCAUGUACUUCAACAUGAUGGAGAACGUCGAGGAAGACCUUGCCGUCAGUGCGACUGAUGCCUUUAACCUGCUGCGUCCUGAGACGGUGGAAAGCUUGAUGGUGCUGUAUCGCGUGACAAAGGACGAGAAAUACCGCGAGUAUGGCCGCGAAAUCAUGAAGGCGUUUGAAAAAAAUUGCCGGUUAGAGCGCGGCGGAUACGCAAGCAUUGGCAAUGUGGCCAAGGGCCCCAUUCACAUUGGUUUCCGCAACGAAAUGGAGAGCUUCUUCAUCGCCGAGACGCUCAAGUAUCUAUUCCUGCUCUUUUCGGACGACUCGGUGCUGGCGUUGGAUGAGAUCGUCUUCAACACGGAAGCACACCCGUUCCCGAUAGACAAAACUGCUGCCUAGACAACUGAAGUAUCCGUCUUCAAUACGUGCCGUGCCUCAAUUCGAGUGAACCACCACUGUACCCGCGUACGUUAACGAUU
This is a messenger RNA of Phytophthora sojae, 1598 nucleotides long. RefSeq names its product family 47 glycoside hydrolase. Gene Ontology annotation, molecular function: mannosyl-oligosaccharide 1,2-alpha-mannosidase activity; calcium ion binding. Gene Ontology annotation, biological process: carbohydrate metabolic process; N-glycan processing. The coding region runs from base 1 to 1518 and encodes 505 amino acids. NCBI's taxonomy places the organism in Eukaryota, Oomycota, Peronosporomycetes, Peronosporales, Peronosporaceae. Gene Ontology annotation, cellular component: endoplasmic reticulum; membrane. The transcript has 4 exons. The record is from RefSeq and is a predicted model, not a curated record.